This is a messenger RNA of Sphaerodactylus townsendi, 1072 nucleotides long. RefSeq names its product matrix metallopeptidase 14 (gene MMP14). The transcript has 5 exons. The record is from RefSeq and is a predicted model, not a curated record. Gene Ontology annotation, biological process: collagen catabolic process; skeletal system development; extracellular matrix organization. Bases 308 to 1072 code for a protein of 254 amino acids. Gene Ontology annotation, molecular function: metalloendopeptidase activity; zinc ion binding. Gene Ontology annotation, cellular component: extracellular matrix. NCBI's taxonomy places the organism in Eukaryota, Metazoa, Chordata, Lepidosauria, Squamata, Sphaerodactylidae.
GGGCGCGGGGCGGGGGGCGGUCGCUGGGCUGGGCUGGGCUGGGCUGGCUGGGGCGGCUUCCCUUCCCUUCCCUUCCCUUCCUCGCUUGGCCUCCUUCCUCGCUGCAACCCUCUAAUUGGAGCCAGACCCCGCGCCGACCACGUCUCCUCUCCGGGCAAAGGGGCCGACGCGCCGGAGCAGCAGCCGCCGACCCAGCCCGCCCGCCCGCCCGCCCGGCCCCGAUCCCGGCCCCUGCAGCCGCUUUCCUGCACCGCCAGCCAGCCAGCCAGCCAGCCAGCCUUGCAGCGCGGGGUGCCGCGGAGGCGCGAUGGGUGGGUGGGCGGCCGUCCUGCGCCUGCUGCCCGUGGGCCUGGCCUUGGGCGCCCUCCUGCAGCCCGGCUCGUCCAGCCCCCGCUUCAGCCCGGAGGCCUGGCUGCAGCAAUAUGGCUACCUGCCGCCCGGAGACCUGCGCACGCACACCCAACGCUCCCCACAAUCGCUUUCGGCCGCCAUUGCCGCGAUGCAGCGGUUCUACGGGCUCCAGGUGACGGGCAAGGCCGACUCCGAGACCAUGACAGCUAUGAAGAAACCUCGCUGUGGUGUACCAGAUAAAUUCGGGGCAGAGAUUAAGGCCAAUGUACGGCGCAGACGCUAUGCCAUCCAGGGACUGAAAUGGUCGCACUAUGACAUCAGUUUUUGCAUCCAGAAUUACACGCCCAAAGUGGGGGAGCAGGCGACAUUCAGCGCCAUCCGGCGUGCCUUCACCGUGUGGCAGUCGGUGACGCCGCUGCGCUUCCGCGAGGUGCCCUACUCGGCUGUGCGCGAAGGCCGAGAGCCGCAGGCCGACAUCAUGGUCUUCUUUGCCGAGGGUUUCCACGGCGACAGCACUCCCUUUGAUGGCGAAGGAGGCUUCUUGGCUCACGCCUUUUUCCCGGGGCCCCACAUAGGCGGUGACACCCACUUCGAUGCCGCGGAACCCUGGACGUCCCGCAACGACGACUUUACUGGUGAGCCGCUGUUACGGAAAUCCCUGGGGAUUUGGGGGCAGGCAGAUUUUGGGCUUGAUUGUGGAGGCCGGCUGGGAGAAAACUAA